Messenger RNA from Opisthorchis viverrini, 2417 nucleotides. RefSeq lists its product as hypothetical. NCBI's taxonomy places the organism in Eukaryota, Metazoa, Platyhelminthes, Trematoda, Opisthorchiida, Opisthorchiidae. Gene Ontology annotation, cellular component: cytoskeleton; plasma membrane. The record is from RefSeq and is a predicted model, not a curated record. The transcript is spliced from 6 exons. Gene Ontology annotation, molecular function: cytoskeletal protein binding. The coding region runs from base 66 to 2417 and encodes 783 amino acids.
CAGGAACGCCGAUGCGUCAGCUAAUACGAACCCGACCAUUGACCCAACGUCGUAUUUUGGUCUAAAUGGAUACCUAUCGUGAUCGAGCCCGUUCAGAUCGCAGUAGGGAACGUGCACAGAGAAGAAAGAAAAACCGAGGUGCAGGUGACGCAGUUCGGGGUGAAAACAAUGAUCCACGCGGGAAUUACCACGAUCAAGGCUUUGUGGACGUUGCUUACCCAAGUGAACACGGGGAGGUUUAUCGAGAUGUCGAUUACAGCGAUAAUUACCACCAAGACCAGUUAGACGAUGGUGAGUUUGAACACCAACAUUCCCCUGACGACGAUUAUGUUCCUCAACGUCGUCACAAGAAGAAAUCAAAACGGUCUUCUUCCAAACCAACCACGAUAGAAGAUAAAGAAUAUGUCAACGCACCCUACCGACCUGAGGAAGACUAUCCACGCAAGGAUGAUGAUUUGGCUUAUGAUGAUCCGGAAUAUGAUGACCAACAGUACGAUGAUGAUGGAUAUCAAGUAGAGUCUCAAGAAAACUACCCCGAACCAGAGGAUAGUGUUUUUUCUGGAUCGCAGAGAAUACCCAUCCCAGCAACCCGUAGUCAUCGUUCAUCUAAACCAAUCCCCCGCAAUGGGAAGAUUCCGCCGUCGGUUGACUCCUUGUCUGACUACGGCAGGCAGUCCGCUGCUGCCGAGACUCCUCGAGCUGUAGGUGGAGAAGAACACGGGUUUUGGAACCCUGAAGUGGACGUGGGAACUGGUCGUCAGCCUUCGUUAAGUGAGCAGCCGCCUUUUACCGGAUUGCAGAAGUUUAUUGCGUCCUUUCGCCGUCUCCGCAGACCCAAAGCUCCCAAUGCUAAGGCUCUCACCGAACAGAAUGUGUCUAACAGUGGUACAUUGGUUCUUGCACGCGUUAUAAUGCUGGAUGGUGAAGAGAUAUCCUUUCAAUUGGACCGUAACGAUACAGGACAGUCACUAUUUUCACGUGUUUGCCAACACGCCGAUAUUGUUGAAACUGAUUAUUUUGGAUUGACCUAUGUCAGCAACAAGCUUCGCACCUGGUUUUGGUUGGAUCCCGAGAAGAAGAUCAACAAGCAACUGCGGAAUGGUGAGCAGUGGCUCUUCUCCUUUCAAGUGAAAUUCUAUGCCCCGGAACCCACUUUGCUCCAGGAAGACAUUACCCGUUAUCAACUAGCACUCCAAGUUCGACAGGACAUAUACACCGGGAAACUGCCGUGCUCUUGGGUCACUCAGGCUUUGCUUGGUUCGUUCAUGGUCCAGGCCGAGCUGGGUGACUAUGAUGAACGCGAACAUGGUGGAUCCACAGAUUACCUGAAGGAAUUCGAAUUUGUUCCAUCACCGACACCACAGCUGCUGCAAAAGAUCGCAGAAUUGCACAAAACCCACGUAGGAAUGAAGCCAAAUCAGGCGGACAUCAAGUACCUGGAGACUGCCAAACGUCUCGAGUUGUACGGUGUGGAUUUGCACCCUGUUCGUGACACGGAAAACGUGGAAAUUUAUCUGGGUGUCGGGUUUCACGGGAUUGUGAUCUACAGAGACCGUUUGCGUAUUGGACGUUUUGCCUGGCCGAAAGUGUUGCGGAUCUCUUACAAAAAGAAUAAUUUCUACCUAAAAAUUCGUCCGGAUAAUCGCCAUGCUGGAUCAACUGGACAUCUGUAUUCCAACUUACCGCGCUCUGGGAUGCGAGAUACAUAUGACCAAAUGUCGCAGCAGCGCAGGACGAGUGUCGCAGACCGUACUCCGUCCUAUGCUUCUCCACAAGGAAGUUACAUGGACGGUUCGCGUUCCCAUGAAUAUGUCAAUCAGGCCAAGUUCCUGCGAAACGGACCCGUCGAGCAGGGAUCAAUCAUGAGUGGCUCAGUAAUGAGUGACUAUAGUGCGAAAUAUAGUCAAAACGAAAUUGCAUCACGACGGACAGCUUCCCCACAAUACCCGACCGCUCGAAAAUCAGCAGGUUACGGUUACGAGGCCCCGAGCGAAGUCAGCCAGUCAACUGGCUAUCAGAAUAAACCAUCUCAUUCAAGUAGGCGGCGACCUAGUGGCGGGGUUCCUGCAUUAGGUGGCAUAAUGCUUACGGACCCGAUGCCCAGGCGAGACAAUCCUCAGGUGAAAACACGCGAUAGAAAAGAACCUCCACGUCACAAUGCUGCAUUUGAGGAGCCCGAUGAGCCAGUGGAUGCGUCUUUAGAGUACGAUGACGAGGACGAACUGGAGGAGGAUGAUCGACAUUUCGACUACCCACCACAUUCUCCAGAUGGCCGAUAUGGUCCACAAUCACGCCUAGCUUCGAGAACUCCUCCCAUGCCCACAAAUGCUGGUCGAACAAGGGCCUCCGAACAGUCGAAGCCGCCCACUAGACAUACGCAUAUUCAAUUGAAAAUGUUACAAAGUGCCACAACGUAA